This is a messenger RNA of Aspergillus terreus NIH2624, 1386 nucleotides long. RefSeq lists its product as uncharacterized. The transcript has a single exon. The coding region runs from base 1 to 1386 and encodes 461 amino acids. The record is from RefSeq and is a predicted model, not a curated record. NCBI's taxonomy places the organism in Eukaryota, Fungi, Ascomycota, Eurotiomycetes, Eurotiales, Aspergillaceae.
AUGAUGUUCCGCUGUCAGACCAUCGUCACUUUCGUUCUCGUCCUCUGGGCUUGUGCGGUCCAAGGAAACCCGGACUAUGUCCGACGGGCCUGGCGUCAUGACCGCAAUCUGUAUUUCCGGGCAACAAACUCGACUUCCAGCUCAGUCUCGAGCUCCAAGUCCGGGACGAGCCCUUCGGCAUCGGAGUCGUCUUCAAGCACUUCUCAUGUCACCCCCCCUCUCAGUACGGGGGCAAGCAUUCCUCCCGUUACUCCGCCUCUCAGUACGGGGCCAAGCACUCCUCACGUUACUCCUCCUCUCAGUACGGGGGUACCGGGGCCGUCUAUGACCACCACUACCAUCACGACCUGCACCAAGACCACUGUCUGCAAGCCGGGUGAACUGGAUACCAUCACUACUACUGUGCCCUGCUCCACCACCCCUCCAGCUAUUACCACUCCUCCUUAUGGAAACACUUCCUGGACUACUACUACUAUCGUCACCUGUACUAAGAAGUCCUGCAAGCCGGGUGAAUUGGACACCAUCACCACUGAGGUCCCAUGCUCGACCACCCCGGCCACAACUAUUACCACUCCUCCUUAUGGAAAUACCUCUUGGACCACUACUACUAUUGUUACUUGCACCAAGGAGACUUGCAAACCUGGCGAGCUAGCCACCAUCACCACUGAAGUGCCUUGCUCAACUACCCCGGCUGCAGCCCUCACCACACCCCCGUACGAGGAGACACCUCUUGGACUACUACCACUAUCGUUACCUGCACCAAGGAGUCCUGCCAGCCCGGAGAGCUCAGUACUAUUACCACGAAGGUGCCCCACCCGACUACCCCGGUCCCAACCGUCAGUGCACCUCCUUAUGGAAACAGCUCCUGGACUACUACCACCAUUGUCACUUGUACCAAGGAGUCCUGCCAGCCCGGAGAGUUGGAAACCAUCACCACGGCGGUACCCCAUCCAAACCACCCGAGUCCCACCCGCCCACAUCACCACUCCUCCCGGCCCCAGCGUGACCUGGGAGACCACGGCCAUUACGACCUGCGCCAAGGAGACCUGCCAGCCCGGCGAGGCGUCCACCCUCACUACCUCCGUGCCGUUCAUCACCACCUGCUUCAAGGAAAGCUGUCAACCCAGCGAAGUCGCUACCAUCACCUUCAACCCGCCGGAGACGACUUCGACCCCUACGACCAUCACCACCUGUCUCGGGGCGAUGUGCAACCCCAGCGAACUGGUCACGAUCACGACUGAGUUGCCGCACCCGGUUACAGAAACUGUCUGGCAGACCGAGUACCAGUGUGCCACCGGUGCGCACCAGACUCUGGGGGUUGUCGAGACUAUGUGGACUACGGAGAUUGAGUGGGUGACCGAGUACGCCACCGUGUCUACUUGUUAG